Molecule: messenger RNA, 3024 nt
Organism: Hemiscyllium ocellatum (epaulette shark)
Lineage: Eukaryota; Metazoa; Chordata; Chondrichthyes; Orectolobiformes; Hemiscylliidae
Gene: rtn1a
Product: reticulon 1a
Exons: 10
Coding region: 125-2440 (771 amino acids)
Biological process (GO): neuron differentiation; brain development; endoplasmic reticulum tubular network formation
Cellular component (GO): postsynaptic density; neuron projection
Source: RefSeq, a predicted model, not a curated record
AGCCAUUUUCACAUGCGUACAGGCUUCAGAGUGAGAGGCGGGGAGGAGCAGUGAAAACAGUUGCACAAAGAGAGAAGUUCUUGAAAAAAAAAUCUGGGACCUCUUCAUAGUCCAUCCAUCCACCAUGGCGAGCAAUCCUUUCGUUCAGCCGUUUGCAAAGGGACAGUGGGGCGAGGGCGAGGAGCUUGAGCAGACAGAUCGUGGUGUAGGUGUCAGUCCGCAGGCGGGGGCGGCUUUUGGUGGAGGGGAUGCAGCUGCAGCAGCCGAGAGCUGGCGAGCUGGGUUGGAGCAGCCCCUCAUACCAGACUCCAGGGGACAGUCUGUUACCAAGGCAACUGCAUCCGCAGUUGGACAUUCCCCCUUGAUUCAGAAUCUAAGUACAAAAGAAGUUACAGAAGGAUCACUUGUUAGCUCAACAGGUUUGGAAGAGUAUAGUCCAGAGAUUGGCACAACAAGACAAGUUCUAAGCUUUGAGUCUCACGGUAUGACCAGCUCAGAUUUUGGAAUAGAGAUGGUACCAGGGGAUUCUAUUGACUUGGCCAAAGCUUUGGUGGACCCUGUUUGCGCAGAGAAGACAGAAUUCCAAAACUACAUUGAUAUGUGUCAUUCAGACGAAUCAAAAGUUCAGGAGUUAUCCAAGAUGCACUGGGAAGAGAAAAUGUCUUUUCUAGAUAACACAUCAGCUGACAUAGAAGCCUCCCCAGAAGCUCCAAAAAAGUCAGUUGAGGAGAUAAAAUUGGUAGAAGAAAUGAGCCCCUGUCUGAGUCCUGAGGAAUCAACGACUGCACCAUAUGUGGAAGAGCCUUCAGAUGAAGACAUUUCAGAGAAAUGGGAAAUGGAGGACACCCAGCACAACGUUCACACAGUGGAUACAUGUGCAUCACCAGCCCAUGUUUUGCUUACUGAGCUAGAAACCAUAGUAGAUCCCAAUAGCAGGUGCAAGUCUCAGCGUGAACAAGACAUGAAACACAAACAAGGAUCUGAUGUAUUGCCAACUGUGACUGUAUCUGAGCCAGAUGAUGACAGCCCAAUCUCCCAAACGCCUACUCCCUCAAGCUCAGAAGAGUCUGAUUCACAGAUUGAAGCUGCUUACCAUUUUCUGGAGGAGGAACACCCUGUUGCCAGCAAGACAUCAGAGCAAACUCAGUGUUUUUCUUUAAAUACCACAGAAGAAGAGAGCUCCCCAAGUGCUGCCUUAACAAAAUUAGAUGAGUCUGCACAGAAUUUGUCAAAUCUACCAGCAACGACAUUAGAUCUAGAGGCCAGCAGUGCUGAAUCUGGAGAUUCUGAGAUAGAGGUAGUACCAGAUGAAUCACUGUCUGUGGAAGAAGCAGAAGAUUGCAGCUAUAUGGCAUUCAGACAGGCUGGUGGGACUCCACCUUCUUCCGUUUCUUCGGUCCAGUAUAGCAUCUUGAGGGAGGAACGUGAAGCUGAGCUUGACAGUGAGCUCAUCAUUGAUCCAUAUGAUGUUUCAUCAGCAUCUGAAGAGAGUCUCCAAAGAGAACAAGGCUCCCCUAUGAAAUCUAGUAGCAUGGGGAAAGAGUCUGCUGAAAAAGCCUUGAUAAUGGACAACCAACAAGAAUCAGAUCAUCAGUCAAGUCAAUUAGCUGAGUAUCCUGCAACUUUUAUUCUGAAAGGUUCUAAUGGAACUGAGGCAGCCACUAUUGAGCCCCUUACCCCUCUCGAUUAUUCAGAAGCUUUCAUUACACCUGAGGUAGUAGUUGAAGAACCAUCUCCAGAAGAAGUCUCUGAAGAAACAGUUGGAAAAAUAAGUGAUAACAAAUCCUCAGACAGAGCCAAGACUGGAAAAGAUUUCGACAACAGCCAGCCUAUUACUUCUGAGCAGUUUCUACUGGUACUCAAUAAGAAAUCAGUUAUUGACCUGCUGUACUGGCGUGACAUCAAGCAGACAGGAAUUGUCUUUGGAAGUGUGCUUCUUCUGUUGUUUUCACUCACCCAGUUCAGCGUUGUGAGUGUCAUAGCUUACCUGGCACUUGCUGCACUCUCUGCUACAAUCAGCUUCAGAAUUUAUAAAUCAGUGUUACAGGCUGUGCAGAAGACUGAUGAAGGACAUCCUUUUAAAGCUUAUUUGGAUAUGGAUGCCACCCUCUCUGAAGAGCAGAUUCAAAAGUAUGCUGAUUCUGCACUGGUGUACGUAAACAGUACUGUCAAAGAGCUGCGACGACUGUUUCUUGUGCAAGACCUUGUGGAUUCUCUGAAAUUUGCAGUACUGAUGUGGCUGUUGACCUAUGUUGGAGCUAUCUUCAAUGGCUUGACCUUGAUGAUUAUGGCUGUCGUUUCUAUGUUUACCUUGCCUGUUGUAUAUGAGAAAUACCAGGCACAAAUCGACCAGUAUUUGGGACUGGUGAGGACCCAUGUUAAUUCUGUGGUGGCAAAGAUUCAAGCCAAAAUACCAGGAGCAAAACGAAAGACUGAGUAAGAGCAAUGUGAAGCGAGACUGUUGGCACAAGAAAGGGCAUCUGGAGCAGAAGCUUUUCUGUAUUCUUCAAAUUAAUCAGACUUGUCUUGGAGAGUUGUUGUCCCAUUUGUCAGCAUCAUGGUUUUAGAAACACGCAGCACUGAGACAGUCCUUUUCCCAUGCUGUUUCCAAAUGAUUAGAAUACCUGCAAUCACUUGUGUCGAUCACUAUAGUAAGGAGAACCAAGUAAUAAUUAUUGUAUUAGCCGUGUUUUUGUGUUGCUUAUAAACAAAUGCAUGACGUUAAGAGUCUUAAUUCUAUUUAACUUUCUAGUGUUUUCUGCUGCAAUGGCGGUGCUUAUAACUUUUAAUGUUACUUGUGGCUAGGGCAUUUCUGCUUUAGUGCACUUCUGCAAUAGUCUAAUUGCUCCAAAGUCACUGAGUCAGUCUGGCUUUAUUGAGUAAAACAAUAGAACAGUGGAUCGAUGUUUUGGUGUUUAUCCAGUACAAAAGUUCUGAGGAUUAUGUACUGUAAUUGUGGCAUUUGGUUUUGUAAACUAAAGAAAUACAACGCUCAUGUUUUUCGAAUUAUUGUCAUACUAUUAA